This is a messenger RNA of Dentiscutata erythropus, 151 nucleotides long. Lineage: Eukaryota; Fungi; Glomeromycota; Glomeromycetes; Diversisporales; Gigasporaceae. The record is from the annotation of a GenBank genome assembly.
CUUACCAAUACCGCCAAUAUCACCAAUACCACUAAUAUCACCAAUACACCAAUACACCAAUACCACCAAUAUCACCAAUAUCACCAAUACCACUACUACCACCAAUACACCAAUAUUACCAAUAUCACCAAUGGUGGGUGGUGAUUGGUGA